ACAACUUUACACCAAACUUCAGCGGAGUUUGUCUUCAUCUGAGAAAUAUUCAGCGGAGAAGAUUCAUUCACACAUUUAGCGCCUCUAACAACAUCUGUGUGAGCGUGUGUGUGACUGUGUGUGUGUGUGUGAGGAGAAAGAGGGGCUUUAUUGGAAAUUCUCGAACCCCCAUCGGGACGCUCUCGGCUUUCAGCUCCGCAAGUUUUCCAGGGAAAAAAGUGGAGUUUUUUGGGAUCACCGUAAGGCCACACACACACUGAUGAAGACUGGAGCGGGUCUGCAAAGAGGACUGUGGGUGUAGCGGGUGUGUCGGUCUCGAUGCCAGUGGAUAUGCAGCCACACCAGGGGCUUUACCACUACGACAACACCAGCAACCAGCCGAGCAGAGGACUGGCUCCGUCAGUGAGGUCCCCCUACAGCAGUGAGGCGUCGUCUGUGUGUGUGGCGCUCUCUGGUGGUCAGUCUGUGAACAGCAGAGAGAUGUAUAAUCCCUCCAUGGCCCCUGGAGCUUGCAUGGAGCCCUACAUGCGGCCCCCACACGCCCCGCCACCGCACAGCAUGAUGGGACACCGCGGGAUGCCUCCACCCGAGGGUAUGAGCGGCGCCCCCUACUGUAACCAGAACAUGAUGACAUCGCAUCAUAAUCUCCCUCAUAACCAGCACACAUCUGAACUCAUGGCAUCAGGAGACGCCUCUUGUUUCUCCACUCCUCGCUCGAUGCUGAAGCUCAGUAAGAAGCGCGCUCUGUCCAUCUCUCCGCUGUCGGACGCCAGUGUGGACCUGCAGACCGUCAUCCGCACCUCUCCAAAUUCUCUAGUGGCGUUCGUCAACUCUCGCUGCGGUCCCAAUAACCCCAGCUCAUACGGGCAUCUGUCUGUGGGCACCAUGAGUCCAUCGUUGGGUUUUUCCAGCUCCAUCAACUACUCCAGGCCACAGGGGAACAUCUACAGUCAUCCUGUCCCAUCAUGCAUCGGGGCUCCGGCUCGCCUGCCUCCACACAACCCCAGACUGCACACGCCUGCCAAACACACACAUCUGAAGACGGAGCCUGUCCUGGGCAGUGUAAUGGACAGCAUCAAUAUUAAAGGUUUGGAGGAUCAUUCGGAAGGAGACGUGGCCAGUCCGUCCUCCACCGGGACGCAGGAUCCACUUCUUGGUUUACUUGAAGGCAGAGAUGAUCUGGAUAAAGAGGAGAAACCCGAACCCGAGGCCAUUUAUGAGACGAACUGCCACUGGGAGAGCUGCAGCAAAGAGUUCGACACGCAGGAGCAGCUGGUGCAUCACAUCAAUAAUGAGCACAUCCACGGAGAGAAGAAGGAGUUCGUUUGCCACUGGAAGGACUGUUCCCGAGAGCAGCGUCCGUUUAAAGCGCAGUACAUGCUGGUGGUGCACAUGCGCAGACACACCGGAGAAAAACCACACAAGUGCACUUUUGAAGGCUGUAAUAAAGCAUACUCGCGGCUGGAGAACCUGAAGACGCAUCUGCGCUCACACACCGGAGAGAAACCCUACGUUUGUGAACACGAGGGCUGUAACAAGGCUUUCUCUAAUGCUUCAGAUCGAGCAAAGCACCAGAACAGAACACACUCCAAUGAGAAACCGUACAUUUGUAAGAUUCCCGGCUGUACGAAGCGCUACACAGACCCGAGCUCUCUGAGGAAGCAUGUAAAGACGGUACACGGACCGGAGGCGCAUAUAACGAAAAAACACCGUGGCGACACCGGCCCUCGUCCUCCUGGUCUGACCACUGCAGGACAGAGCUCUGAGCUGCUGAUAGAGAAGGAGGAGAGAAACCGAGAAGAUUGUAAACUACUCGCUCCAGACAACACACUGAAAUCUCAGCCGAGCCCUGGUGGCCAGUCUUCCUGCAGUAGCGAACGUUCUCCACUAGGGAGCGCCAAUAAUAAUGACAGCGGUGUGGAGAUGAAUCUUAAUGCGGCGGGAAGUCUGGAGGAUCUGACCACACAGGAGGACAGCGGGAAUGCUGGUGUGUCCGAAUCCAGCGCUACCAUCAGCUCGGGGGGAAUGUGCAUGUCUGUACAGGCCUUGAAGAGGUUGGAAAACCUGAAGAUCGACAAACUAAAGCAAAUUCGUCGGCCGACGCCACCUGGGCGCAACGCAGGAAACAAACUACCAGCUCUCUCAGCAACAGGAGAGAUGAUGAGCAUGUGUGCUCCCUCGCCCCUGCUCUCCAACCGGCGUGUGAUGGAGCUUUCAGCUCCCGAUAUGGGUGGAGUCACUGGAAUGUCCUGCCCUCCGAACGACCGGCGCGGCAGCGGCACCAGCAGCCUCAGCUCUGCUUACACCGUGAGCCGCCGGUCAUCAAUGGUCUCGCCAUACCUGUCCAGCAGACGCUCCAGUGACGUGUCUCACUGCCAGUCUGUGAUGGGGGGUGAGGUUCCUGGUGACCCGCUGUCUCCGCAGAACAGCCAAAGAGCCGGACUGUGCCAGAAUUCUGGAGGUUUACCAGGUCUUCCGAGUCUUACUCCUGCACAGCAGUAUAGUCUAAAGGCUAAAUAUGCAGCAGCAACAGGAGGUCCACCCCCUACCCCGCUUCCCAACAUGGACCAGGCUGGCACUCCUGCAAGACAUGUGGGAUUCUUGAGGGAAUGCCAAGGCCAGCCUCUUCCUCCAUUUCUGCAGCAAGGUGGCACAAGAAGACACAGUGCUAAUGCCGAAUAUGGCACAGGAGUGAUCUAUCCACAUCAGGCACCUGGCAACAACACAAGACGUGCCAGCGAUCCGGUGCGAUCCGCGGCCGACCCGCAGGGUUUACCCAAAGUGCAGCGAUUUAACAGCUUGAGCAACGUGUCUCUUAUGAGUCGCCGGAAUGCACUGCAGCAGUGCGGAUCUGAUGCUGCUCUGAGCAGGCACAUGUAUUCGCCUCGACCACCUAGUAUCACUGAAAAUGUCAUGAUGGAGGCCAUGGGUAUGGAUGGGAACACCGAAGGCAGACAGCAGGGCAACAUGAUCCCAGGUGGAGACCGAAGCUACAUGGGCUACCAGCACAAUCCUCAUCAAGCAAGUCAGCUGUCCCCUGGGCAAGAAAGUCUAGGAUGCAUUGACCAAGUUUAUCAGUCUCAAAUGCAAGGUCAGUAUCAGCGUGAGGAGAGUUGCUCCACCGGCGUAAUGGGUCAGACUGACAUUGCAAAUAAUCUACUACAGCAAGCUGAGUAUGGGAUGAGCACUUGUCAGCUCAGUCCCUCAGGUCCACACUAUCCUAGCCAAGGGGAUGGAUCAGGACCUUGGGGACAAACCAACCAGCUCCACAGCCCUGGGAUGCAAUACCAGGGUGCAGGAAUGCAAGGACAGCACUACACUCAACAGGGCAUAUAUGACCCUACAUCUAACCCUAACCUUCAAAGAGUUACUGUAAAACCAGAGCAAUUCCAUCCAUCAAUGGGAGGAUCUAGUUCUUGCCAAAACACUAAAGCUCUGCACCAGAAUAGGCAUAAUGCAAAUAUGCAAACAUAUCCACUACAAGGCCAAGGUAUUAUGAAUAGGUCCUCCAGUGCAAGUUGUGACUUCCAUCAUUCCCAAAUGGGAACACAACCAAACCAGGGGGGAUCAUUCCAGAGUGGUACUGGUAUAAACCUUGCCCUGGCAGAAAGCCGCAGAUCACAAACACCAAUGCAUCAAAUGAAGGAAAUGAUGGUCAGGAACUAUGUGCAAUCCCAGCAAGCUCUCCUAUGGGAACAGCAGCAAGAGCAGAGUGUGUCCGAAAAACCUGAUGGCAUGGACAUGGGACAAACACAGAUGAUGCAGCACAGUCCGCAGCAUCAACAAGCCAACCAGAAUCUUUAUCCUGGUAACACUUACCAAGGCUACCCAAAUCAGAACUUGAUGAGCCCACAGCAAAAUCGAGUUCCUGGAUCUGUCAAAGAGCAAAUGCAAAGCUCCUGCUAUGGGCCAGACAUGAUUCCAAGGCCACCCCAAGUGCGAAAAUCUUUAAGUCGCCAAAACAGCCUUUCCCAACAAGCAGGUGGAGCUUACCUGGGAAGCCCACCUCACCUCAGCCCGGUCCACUCUACAGCUAGUCCCAGAAGAGGAGUUAGACUCCCGCCAGUUCAACAACAACAACAACAGCAGCAGCAGCAUUCAGAAAACUUCAACAACAACAACAACCCAAUGUACUACUCAGGCCAGAUACACAUGCACCACGACCUAGAGAAGACUCCAGAGGGUCCAUGCCUUGCUCAGCAGCACCUAACAAGCUCAGACCCCACUACAAAACCAACAUCAAUCUCUUAUCCAGACCCUGCCCCCAUGUCCAAUGCCUUAGAACACCUAGACUUGGAGAACGCUCAGAUUGACUUUACCUCCAUCAUUGAUGACCAAGAACCUUCAUCUUACAGUCCAAUCAAUGCACCUAUAGGACACAAUCAAUGCUCCUCUCAGACGUCCUCUCGCCUUACAACACCCCAAAACUCCAUCACACUUCCCAGUGGCCUUUCUAAUAUGGCAAUCGGAGACAUGAGCUCAAUGUUGACAUCCCUUGCUGGGGAAAACAAGUAUCUAAACACGUUAUCUUAAGGUGCUUCGGCUUAUAAUCGGGCUAAAGUGAACUUGUAGAAGGUGAUGUAUCAGGACCUUGUGGGACAAGCCAAUACUAGGGUGCAGAAAUGCAAGGACAGCGCUACUCUCAACAGGGUGUAUAUGACCUUACAUCUGAUCCGAGCUUUCAAAGAGAGACUAUAAUACCAGCCCAGUUCUAUCUAUACAUUGGAGGAUCCAGAUUCUUCCAGAACUCCAAAACACUUCACCAAAAUAAGCCUAAUGCAAAUUUGCAAACAUAUCAUCCACCACAAAGGAUGGAACAAGUAUCUAAACACAAUCUCUUAAGGUGCUUCUGCAUAUAGUUGGGCCAAAGUGAGCAAGGAAACGCCAAGGAUUAACCCUUGCAACACUAAAGUUUCCUCUAAACUUUUUACUCCUGGAGUCCUAUGUUGGAUCCAUAGCCUAAUAGUUUUGUAAUUGUGCAAAUUAUAAUACCACAGAGGCCUAUUGACUAUUAAAGAGGUAUUUCGGUCACUACUGUAAGAUGAUGGAAGUCACAUUUGUUUAAAAUGUAAAUAUGAGCAUUGGACUCUAAAUGGUGGCAGGAUAGAAAAUACAUAUCUGGACUGGCUAAAAAAGCCACGUGAACGCUACAUAAGAUGACUAAAGUGAGGGAAUGUGUAAAGAAGAGGCUGGUAGCCACAUUUAACUUUUGGUUAAGACAUGACUCAAGUGCCUUUGACCAUUGUGGCCUCUUUGAUUCCUCACAGGUACAACAUGUUGGAGAAAACAUCCCACAUGAAAAAAUACUAUAGUAAUUAAUAGUAAAUAUAUAGUUUUAUACUAUAUACAUAUUAUAGUAUUUACAAUACAGUGUACAGUCCUACUCUUACCUAUGGUCAUGACCGAAAUGACAAGAUUUCGGAUACAAGCGGCCGAAAUGAGUUUCCUUUGCAGGGUGGCAGGGUGCACCAUUGUGGAUAGGGUGAAGAGCUCUGCCACCCGGGAGGAGCUCGGAGUAGAGCCUCUGCUCCUUCACAUCGGGCAUCUGUUUUCGGACGCCUACCUACGGAGGUGUUCCAGGCGUUACCCACCGGGAGGAGGCCUCAGGGAAGACCCAGGACAUGCUAGAGGGACUAUAUCUCUCGGCUGGCCUGGGAACGCCUGGGGAUCCCCCCGGAGGAGCUGGAAGAAGUGUCUGGGGAGAGGGAAGUGUCUGGGGCUCUUUCCUAAGACUGCUGCCCCUGCGACCCGGCCCCGGAAAGCGAUUGAUUAUGAAUGAAUGACAAUACAGUUUAUGAAUGCUACAUCAUGCUGUACCAAUAAGGAACAGAUAAACUGUAAUAGAUACUAUAGUAUACUUUAGUUUUUACUAAAGUAAACUGUGUUGUAGUAUAAUAUUCAUGUAGUUGUAGAAAACUACAGUAUUCUGUCAUUUGUUUAUAUUAAUGUAGGUGUUGUUACAAUAUCAACUAAAGAAUCACAGAUUAACUCAAGUACUUUACUAUAGUAUGGUUUAAAAUACUAUAGUAUUUACUAUUCAUUAUUAUUCUAUAUUAUUUUUUCAUGUGUGAUGAUAGUUAAGACAGAUGUAGAAAACACAAGUAUACGUUGGUUACGACAAAAACGAUUAGCGUACGAGUACAGCCAAGUGCAAAAGCUUUCAAUGUAUACUCUAUUUGAUAGCGUGCGUAUACAUAGAUGCCAAAACACAUUUGUGUGUAUUUCUGAAACCCUUCGUGCACACAAGCAGGCAUCUAAUUUUAUUAUUGCGUCUAUUGCAGUUUGUUGUUUAGUUUCUUUUUUGACUGUGAAACAGCAGUCCAGGCAAGUGUUUCCACCUUGUGGACCAACUACUAAGUGCAACAACAAAAAUUCAAUGUGCAUGUCCAAGCUAAGUGUACACAUUACAUGCAUUUACGUCACAUGCAUUGUGCACAUGCCCUUUCAUAUACAUAUUUGGGAUUCAAAGAGGAAGAGUGUUCUCGCUAAAUCUCAUCGCUAACUGUCAUAAUGGCAGAUUACAAAACAGUAUUUUAAAGUCAAUUAUCUCUAGGUCUAGACAAGAGCCUUAGAGUCAUGAUAUUCAAACGUUUAAGUGUUUUUUUUUUACUGAUUAUUCGACUAGUCUGUUUCAGACAGAUACUUUAAAGGGUAACGGCACUGAGUUGUGUUUUUUGUACGGUUUCUGUUAGUCUACGUUGCGCUACAUAACUCAAGCUAGCGUGCAUAUGCAUUGCACUGACAACAGCACUGAGCUGAGGAGAAGUGAUAUGUUUUUAUUAAAGGUUUCAUACAGUACGAGAGUUACAUACAGUGCAGGUACUUGAUAUUUGUCAAGCUUUUGGUUUACGCCCUAGUUAUUUCAACACUUUGUGUACGUUGUGCCUAUCAUUUAAGUGUUAUCAAGGGGUGUGUUACAAUAGACAACAACCCGUUAAAAAUCUCAGUGUUUCCACUUUUCCGUGGCAUACCAAAGACGACUGGCACUGAGACGAAUACACACUUGAUACUUGCUAGAAACAAUGUCAUGUGCUUCCAUAUUGCUGUGAUAAAGAAUGUUCCUUUUUAAUUUCCUUUCUUUUUUUUAUGAGAAAAAAAAAACAUGUUUUGUGGUUUUUGCAUUUCUGCGUGUUUUUGUAUCUGUCACAGUUCACCCAAACCUUUUUGCUGGCAAAAGUCCAUAAAGUAGCAACAGAUUUAUGAUAUUAGCAUUUAUCUCAUCUAUUUACAAGGAAACUAAGUGAUAUUUUUGCGUACCGUUUUCUACGUUUUUGUACAAAGGUACUAUAUUAUACCAGUUUAUAAAUAAAACAGAGCCUGUGAUGGAAGAAAA
This is a messenger RNA of Danio rerio (zebrafish), 7333 nucleotides long. RefSeq names its product GLI family zinc finger 1 (gene gli1). Lineage: Eukaryota; Metazoa; Chordata; Actinopteri; Cypriniformes; Danionidae. Gene Ontology annotation, molecular function: RNA polymerase II transcription regulatory region sequence-specific DNA binding. The record is from RefSeq and is marked validated. Gene Ontology annotation, cellular component: cytoplasm; cilium; nucleus. Gene Ontology annotation, biological process: regulation of gene expression.